Molecule: messenger RNA, 1624 nt
Organism: Exophiala viscosa
Lineage: Eukaryota; Fungi; Ascomycota; Eurotiomycetes; Chaetothyriales; Herpotrichiellaceae
Exons: 1
Coding region: 188-1360 (390 amino acids)
Source: RefSeq, a predicted model, not a curated record
AUGAUGGUAAGUCUGGAGUUGCAUCAGCCGGUCUCGGCAGAUAUUUCAGAAUGCUUCCUGACUGGUCCCCUCAACGACGUGUCCAUACGCAGGACAAUCAUGAGAAGUAUAUAUACCCACAGUCCGUCGAGAAUAAUGGCUGCACUACCUCCAGGGUCUGCUCAUUCGCUUCUAUCCAUCAGGCAAAAUGAGGCUCUUGCAACAGUACUCACUCCUGUUCUCCUUACCGCUUUUCUUCACCUCGACCGCAGCCACUCCAGUUUGGCAGAACGAUUCAACAGCCGCAAUCACUUACUUCAACAACAACACCGUCUUCCAGUCACCACCCAACUACACCGUUCCAGGGACAUUGUACGCCCGCACAGUCCAACUCCCUGACCUGUCUCUGCUUGCGACCUGGGAGAACUACUCACCAGAGCCUCCACCAGUCUACUUCCCAAUCUUCCGCUCCACCGACUAUGGUGCAUCAUGGGCCGAGCUCUCCCGCGUACAGGACACCUCCGGCAACAACUAUGGCCUACGGUACCAGCCCUUCCUGUACGUCCUGCCGCAUGACUGGUCAAACUGGAAAGCAGGCACGAUCUUUCUGGCGGGAAGUUCGAUCCCCACGGAUCUCAACUCCACGGAUAUCCAGCUGUACGUCUCAACCGACAGCGGUCUCUCAUGGUCAUUCGUCAGUAGUAUCGCCAAGGGCGGCGAAGCAGUUCCAGACAAUGGCCUGACUCCGGUUUGGGAACCAUUCCUCAUGCUGUACAACGACAUGUUAAUCGCCUAUUACUCCGACCAGCGCGACCCUGCUCACGGGCAGAAACUCGUGCACCAAACAACCAGCGAUGGUAUGACUUGGAGCGAAGUUGUCACCGACGUCGCAUACGCGAAUUACACUUCGAGACCGGGCAUGCCUGUCGUCGCCCACAUCGCGUCUGCGGAGAAGUAUAUCAUGACGUACGAGUAUGGAGGAGGGCCAGUCGACGGAGUUCUGCCUGUGAACUACACCUUUCCAGUCUUCUACAAGAUCAGCAGCGACCCGAUCGCGUUCGGCGCAGUGGAAGGCCAGCCGAUUGUGACCGCAGGUGGAACAGUACCCGCAAGCAGUCCGUACGUGAUCUGGGAUGAGAAGGAAAAUAUGCUCAUCGUCAGCUGCGGGACGCUGAGCGAUGUCUUUGUCAACAAGGCCGAGGGCGAUGUGGGAGCAUGGGAAAGCCGGGCUACGGGUGAGAGGGUAAGCUACACGAGGAGUCUGAGGAUCGUUCACGACCAACUUUGGGACAGAGGAUUGUUGCUUGCUGGCGGAGGUUUAUUGCCGCCUAGUGAGAACAACAGCGUCACAGUCGGCGUGAUCAAUAUCGAUGCAUGGUAGUCGCUGUCUCCUAUACUCAAAAGUAUCCAGAAGAGACAGGUAUCAGCCAUGGAGGAAUUAAGUUUCUGAACAUGCAGUAUCCCUCGUAUUAUUUGCCCCCCAAGAAAGCAGCAUCUAUCGCAUUUCCCACCUAGUUGAGCAACUGAGAAGUGCUCGAAGGCGGCUGCGGAAGCACGAAAACCCUCAACGCCGCGCGUCUUGCUAGUCAAUUCUAUCCCUGCCCUUCCAUCCCUGUAUUCUCACAAGGACGGAGCCAGAGGAUUC